Molecule: messenger RNA, 1320 nt
Organism: Exophiala bonariae
Lineage: Eukaryota; Fungi; Ascomycota; Eurotiomycetes; Chaetothyriales; Herpotrichiellaceae
Exons: 1
Coding region: 1-1320 (439 amino acids)
Molecular function (GO): oxidoreductase activity
Source: RefSeq, a predicted model, not a curated record
AUGGCGGAAUUCAUCGAGAAACUCAGUUCGAACUUGUCAACAAGCGCCUUCUCCAAACUCGCAUCCUCUUCAACUAAACAACUCUCCGGACUAUCAUGGCUUUGGUCAUUCUACCUGCUCCCAGCAGCCAUUGCAUAUCCAUUUCUCUGUUCAGCUCUACGCUUCCGGCGACUUAAAGCGCUCCAGGCGAAAUAUAAGUAUGGUACACCAGAGCGCCCUUCUUUUGAAGGGAUGACCGUCACCGAAGCGCACGCCAUCAUCUCGAGCAUGAGCGACUUCGAAUUCCCUGCUUUGUUUGAAAAAGGUCUUCAAUUUGCACUGUUCCGCACCUACGGUAUUCCUACCAUCGCCAAAUUACUGGUCAAGACCACCCAGCUCGCGGCCGAAAAGAAUGUUCCAAAGCGAUAUGCCGAUACUGGAGUUCUCUUGGGUGACAUGUACGCGUCGGAUCCCGCAAGCGACAAAGCAUUUAUCGCUACCGCAAGGCUGAACUACCUUCAUGGCCACUAUAUCAAGCAGGGCAAGAUCUCGAAUGACGACAUGCUGUAUACACUGACGCUGUUUACGAAUCAGCCUGUCGAAUGGAUCAACAGGUACGAGUGGAGGCAGCUUACUGACCUAGAGCUAUGUGCCAUGGGCGUCUUUCAUAAAUACAUGGGUGAAAGCAUGCACAUCAGCUUUGACCCCCUACCGAGUUUCAAUGUUGGUUGGAAAGAUGGGCUCCACUUCUACCAUGAGAUGGAUGCAUGGGCCAAGGAUUACGAGAAGAGGGUGAUGGUCCCGGACAAGAACAACUACGACACUGCGGUGCAAACGCGGGCACUACUGCUAGGCUCACAGCCCGACUUCUUAAAACCGUUCCUCAGCAAAAUGGUAAGUGCUCCGCUCGACGACCGUCUGAGAGAGGCCAUCAUGUUCGAUCCAGCUCCAGCCUCCUAUACUACGUGGUUCAACCGAUUCAUGACUGUUCGGAGGUACUACCUCAGAUAUCUCGCUCUUCCAAGGCCUUGGUUCAUGAAGAACGACCUGCACACCAAGGAGCCUGAUAAAGCUGGACGGCGAUAUGUGGUGCGAUGGGAUACACAACCCGUGUACGUCAAGCCGACCAUCUGGAACAGAUGGGGACCGGGUGCAUUGAUCUCGUCAGCGUUGGGAAUGGCUCUUCCAGGUGAUGAAGGUACAUAUCCAGAAGGUUUCGUGGUUACGGAAGCUGGACCCCUUGCUUUCAAAGGGAAGGGGAACAAGGAGGUUGCGGAAGGCGUACAGCAAUUGAAGAAAGAGCUCACGGCUGGAUGCCCUUUCCAAUUUCGUCGUAACUGA